This is a messenger RNA of Dalotia coriaria, 1307 nucleotides long. RefSeq names its product leucine-rich repeat-containing protein 15-like. Gene Ontology annotation, molecular function: protein binding. Gene Ontology annotation, cellular component: extracellular matrix. Bases 81 to 1160 code for a protein of 359 amino acids. The record is from RefSeq and is a predicted model, not a curated record. Lineage: Eukaryota; Metazoa; Arthropoda; Insecta; Coleoptera; Staphylinidae. The transcript has a single exon.
GAGUCUAAGGUCAUGCAGUGAAUGUAUUAAAAACAAAUACGUAAUAAAUAACAAGUGCUAAGAAAUACGGUUCCUUAAAAAUGUUUAAAAACAACGUUUUAUUUUGUACGCUUUUUAUUUUUUGUUUACAUAUAAACAAAACUAAAUCUUGUGAAUCAUUUAAAAACAUCCGGGUGACUUACAGUGUUAAACGAAGUGAGCUGCUUCAAGACGAAUACAUAUCCGGUUGUAUAACUUCGAAUGCUUUUUUAUUUCAACCAGUUAAGAUGGAAAUCGAUGGCUUUAACGGAUCCAAAUUCAGAACACUGCCAAAAGGUGCCUUUGAAAAUCUUGAAGAACUCGAACACUUGACUAUAAACUUUGUCGAUUUGCAAACUAUUGAAAGUAAAGCAUUUAACAAGUUACCGAAGUUAAGCCACGUCCACAUCACGGACAACAACUUGACAACAUUCUCAUCAACGGUCUUUCAGCGUCAGGUGCGUCAACAGAUCAAAGUGCUCAACUUGUCUGCUAACCAUUUAAGUGAUAUGGAAGGGUUCGCCAACAUGAAUAAAUUAGAAAAGCUGGAUCUUCAUGAAAAUAACUUAGAAGAAAUAGAUACUGAUUGGUUUCUGUUCUGUUGGUACUUACAGUCUAUAAAUAUGAAUACAAACAAAAUUAAACAAAUAGGAUCAAAUAAUUUUAUGCACGUACAUAUGUUAAGAGAGUUAUUUUUAGAUGACAAUCAAAUAUCGUCAAUUGCUUUAAAUAGUUUCAAAAAUCUUGAAUAUUUGAAAAUUUUAAGUUUACGCCAUAACGAACUACAAUAUCUUCAAGCUGAUAUAUUUGGAAAGAGAGAAGUGGUUUUAGAUAGUUUAUUAUUGAGUGGAAAUCUAAUCAAUUAUUUGGAUCGUGAAUUUAUGCAGAAAGUGACAGUUGGGACAUUGUUAGUUGAUGGAAAUCCGUUGAAGUGUGCUUGUUUGGAUAAAAUAAUAUCAUGGAUUGCAAGCACAAAAGGAACGUUAUUAAGUUGUGACUUACCCAUUUUACCAUCAUGUGUCGUUGCUUCAGAUUUAAAUUGUACAGAAACUCUGGUUGAAGAUCUAACACGUGAAUUUUUAAGCUAUGCCAAAACAAAUGUUAAACAAUCAGAUUAUCUUUGUAUAAAUUUAGACGUAUAGUAUGAUUUAAUCUGAACUUACCUUUCAUCGAUCCGUAAUCAUUUAAUAUAUUCUCUUUUGUUGCACUUACUUUGUGUUCUACGACAUCUGUAAAACUAUUGAUAUUGUAAAGAUAUUGUAAAUGAAGUACGAAAUAUACAGCAAAAA